This is a messenger RNA of Racocetra fulgida, 243 nucleotides long. NCBI's taxonomy places the organism in Eukaryota, Fungi, Glomeromycota, Glomeromycetes, Diversisporales, Gigasporaceae. The record is from the annotation of a GenBank genome assembly.
AUUAUCGUCAGCGUGAAAGGGAACAACAACGUAAACGGCGUGAAAUUAAUCGUCUAUUUUCACAUGAGCACUUAGCUACUAUUACUACGCAAGAAAUACACUUACCAUCGCUUGAAGCUAAUAUAUACUUAAAAAACCCAGUUUUUGAAAUUGACUUUGCGUAUGAACAUCCUUAUAUAGACGGAAGUGGUUAUAAAGUUUUGUUGGAUAGAAAUGGGCUUAUUAAAGGAAACGCAGAUGAUA